Molecule: messenger RNA, 633 nt
Organism: Lachancea dasiensis
Lineage: Eukaryota; Fungi; Ascomycota; Saccharomycetes; Saccharomycetales; Saccharomycetaceae
Source: the annotation of a GenBank genome assembly
AUGGCAGGGAAGCAAACAAAGACGGCCAAGCGUGCGAAUAAGCAAAAUGGACAGAGGGAAGUUACUUCUGAGGUGUUUCAAGAUUCUCAAGCCAGAAAUCAACUCAUAAAUGCUCCUAACCUUACUGAGAAAUCCAAAACUAAGAAACCAAGUAAAUUGAAAGUAUCGAAAGAGCAGGCUCUCGCACGGCUCUAUGGCUCGAAGAAUAAAAACACCAAAACGUAUUCGGACAAGGAAUUGAAUCUGCCGACAUUAAAUCGGGCAAUAAUUCCAGGUGUGAAGAUAAAGCGUGGUAAAAAGGGCAAGAAGUUUGUUGGUGACCAUGAUUCACUUUUACUAGAAAGGCUAAUAAGCACAAUUGGAGACAAGGAUGAGGAGCUUACCGAGAGUAAAUUAGAAAAGGCUCGCAGAUUGGAGGAAAUAAGAGAAUUGAAAAGACAAGAAAUUGAGAGAAAAGAGGAGGCGAAGAAGGAUAAACUUGAUGCGAAGAAAGGUGAAUUGAAGAAGAAGGCAUCUGUAGCCAGAUCUUUGCGGAGGAAAAACAAGAGAGAAGAAGAAGUUAACGAGAGGAAGGCAUCUGGAAAACCUGGCAUUGAAGGAAAGCGAGCAAAGAAAUCUGUCACUUUUGCAUAG